Molecule: messenger RNA, 2297 nt
Organism: Triplophysa rosa
Lineage: Eukaryota; Metazoa; Chordata; Actinopteri; Cypriniformes; Nemacheilidae
Gene: btbd3a
Product: BTB (POZ) domain containing 3a
Exons: 5
Coding region: 250-1647 (465 amino acids)
Biological process (GO): dendrite morphogenesis; cerebral cortex development; neurogenesis
Cellular component (GO): cytosol
Molecular function (GO): protein binding
Source: RefSeq, a predicted model, not a curated record
UUCUACGAUCAUGGAGGGAGGAUGUUGACGAGCAAACCAGCUCCAAACUUUCCUCAUGAAUUCUCCUAUAAUCAAUAUUCAAUAAUCUAGCUCUGGUAAUGACGACGAUUAACUUUUAUCGUUGUGUAAACUCGGUUCAUGGCAAGGCGUGAUAGUGUUUUACUGUGAUCUUUCGGAGGCUCUUAGAUACAACGGGUGCCAGAUCCUCUGCCAUGAAAUCCUCCUAAGGAAUUGACAUGUGUAGGUAAAAUGGCCGCUGAACUGUUUCCUAUCAAAAAGACGCCGGUUGUCACAACCCCCACCACUGGCACGGCUUUACAACAGUACCAACAGCAAAACUUCCGCAACAAUAACACUAUCCAGGGAUGUAACUGGCAAGGCUUGUAUCCAAGUAUCAGAGAAAGAAACGGAGUCAUGUUCAACAACGAGCUGAUGGCCGACAUUCAUUUUGUGGUGGGGCCCCCAGGAGGAACCCAGAGGGUCCCGGGACACAAGUAUGUUCUAGCAGUCGGCAGUUCUGUUUUUCAUGCUAUGUUCUAUGGAGACCUGGCUGAAGAUAAAGAGGAGAUCCGGAUCCCUGACGUGGAACCAGCCUCGUUCCUGGCCAUGCUAAAGUAUAUUUACUGUGAUGAGAUUGACCUGUGUGCCGACACCGUACUCGCCACCCUAUACGCCGCCAAAAAGUACAUCGUUCCCCACUUGGCCCGUGCCUGCGUCAGUUUCCUUGAGACCAGCCUGAGCGCCCGAAACGCCUGUGUCCUGCUGUCUCAAAGCUGCCUGUUCGAGGAGCCUGAUCUCACUCAGCGCUGUUGGGAAGUCAUCGAUGCCCAGGCGGAACUCUCCCUCCGCUCGGAAGGAUUCUGCGACAUCGACGCACAGACUUUAGAGAGCAUCCUGCGGCGAGAGACGCUCAACGCCAAAGAGAUGGUGGUGUUUGAAGCCACCCUGAACUGGGCGGAGGCAGAAUGUCACAGACAGGACCUCCAGCCAACUAUAGAGAACAAACGUCUUGUUUUGGGCAAGGCGAUCUACUUGAUUCGGAUCCCGGCGAUGGUGCUUGACGAUUUUGCGAAUGGCGUGGCACAAUCCGGCGUGCUGACGCUCACCGAGACCAAUGAUAUUUUCCUGUGGUACACGGCGGCCAAAAAGCCUGAGCUGAAGUUCGUGUGCAAACCGCGAAAGGGCUUGACGCCGCAGCGGUGCCACCGAUUUCAGUCAUGUGCGUACCGUAGCAAUCAGUGGAGGUAUCGCGGGCGCUGCGACAGCAUCCAGUUCGCGGUGGACAAGCGCGUCUUCAUCGCCGGAUUCGGGUUGUACGGUUCAAGCUGCGGCUCGGCAGAGUACCAGGCUAAGAUCGAGCUGAAACGUCAGGGCGUUACGCUUGGGGUCGCCAUUAUCAAAUACUUCUCCGAUGGCUCCAGCAACACGUUCCCUGUGUUCUUUGAGUACCCGGUGCAGAUCGAACCCGACACGUUCUACACGGCAAGCGUGAUUCUGGACGGCAAUGAGUUGAGUUAUUUCGGCCAGGAGGGGAUGACGGAGGUCCAGUGUGGGAAGGUGACCUUCCAAUUUCAGUGCUCGUCGGACAGUACCAACGGCACGGGCGUGCAGGGGGGCCAGAUCCCUGAACUGAUAUUUUACGCCUGAGAGAAACCUGUUCGCAGCGGAGCUUAAUCAGACGCAAACGUUUUUUUGUUCUUUUACAAAGUGCUGCUCACAUUCACGGAGAAUACAAAAAGAGAGAAUUUAAUACACUGACAAUCGAUAAUAGACUAUCAGAAGUUUUUGAGUCUAGCUUUCAAAAUCUUUUGUGCACAUGCAGACGUUCAUACAUGUUGUGAUGACGUUUGAUCUUCAACAUCAGAUCUAAUGUGCAUGAGAGAAUGAGAUUUAAGAACUAUGACAGAAGACUUGAUUUUUAGCGAAUAACAACUGUGUUUAUAUCACCAAAAGCUGUUGUAGACUAAACAAACAUUUUGGAACGUCAUGCACAAAAUGUAUGACUACUUUUAUGAGGGCGUGUAAAAGACCUUUAAGAGCAGAAAUUAUAAUCCAUAUAUUUUACAGGACAGAUAUGCCUCCAUCUUAAAAUAAAAUUAUUUUGUCACGACUAUCAGCACUGGUAACACUAAAGGACUGCAGACACAGAGACUCAAUUCAAGUGAGACUCAAUUCAAGUGAACAAUCAUACUGUGGUCUGACUAAAAGACACUCACUUGAUCUGUUAUAUAGAGAAUCCCAUUUGUAUCACCCUUGUGUAUGAAAUUAAUUUUAUUAAACUUAAGUUUUUGUAUACA